AUGACCACCGACGCCGGGCGGGGCAUGCUCGACAACGGUUGGUGGUCAAAGUUUACAAGCGACCCAAAUGACUAUGACCUUGGUGGUCCAGUAGGCUUUGGAGCAUCGUCCACUGUCUACGCUGCAGCCUUCAACGUCCCCAACUCGCCGAAAGGAGAAUGGCGCGAGUGCGCCGUCAAGGUCUCGAGUGCGAGCUCCGACCUCGGACUGUUAUCCAAAGAGGCGCGACUCCUGUCCUUGUGCCGUCAUCCAAAUGUACUCCGCGUACUUGCGACCUUUACCCUGCCGCCAGAUCACGCGCGCGUCGCCAUUGUGACGCCACUCAUUCACGGUGGUAGCCUUGCUGGCAUUCUCGAUUGGCGCGCAUGUACGCCAUCCAAGCGGCGGCCGGCCGGCGCACAUGGAUUCGACGAGGACGAAAUCAAGGCCAUCACCAAACAAGUGCUCGACGGCUUGGCAUACUUACAUCAGAAUGGCUUCCUGCAUCGUGACUUGAAGGCUGGCAACUUUCUCAUUCAGCCAGAUGGCACAGUCCUCCUAGCCGACUUUGGCGUCGGCGGCGAUAUCAAUCUCCCCCCGACACAAGCAGAGACUGUUCCGGUGUCUGUCGAGGCCGUGCGGUUCGAUCGACCACGAAAGCUGCUCAUUCCAACGAGCUCCGAUCCAGCUCCACCAGUGAUGAUGCGAGAGAUCGGCAAGCGCCAAAGCUUCGUUGGGACGCCAUGCUGGAUGUCGCCCGAAGUCAUUCUGGGCCGGCCAUACGACGCGAAAGCAGACAUAUGGAGCCUUGGAGUCACCCUCAUCGAGCUCGCGAGCGGCUCGCCCCCCAUGAGUGGGAAGCCUUCGGAUAUUCUGUCUGCGACGGCAACCGGAAAGGCGCGGCCUACCCUCGGACCCGGCUUCAGCAAGCACAUGCGUGAUUUUGUCGACGUGUGCUUGCAACAAGAUCCGACGAAGAGGCCGACUGCUUCGAAACUCGGCGAGCACUCCUGGCUACGAGGUGCGAAGAAGCCAUCUUUCCUCGCAGAAUCGAUUCUUGGAGAACUCCCCACUAUCAACCAGCGACAGGAGCUGCGUCGCGUCUCCACCAUGACGUCGAUAGUCAGUGGCGCCCCUUCAUGGGACUUUAGUUUCUCAGUCCCACCAUCACCGGUUACCCGAUUCGCGUCGCCAAGCGUGGCGUCCUUGACAGCCGUUGCCGGCGGCGCUGCCGGAUCGCCAACCAUGGAGAUCCCUCCAUCACUUUCCUUCCGAUCCCGCUCCCAAUCUCGCGCUAGCUCUCGUGGCCCAAGCUCGCCGAGGAUCAGCCUGAACCAGUGGGCUGAGCGAACCUCGUCCGGCUACUUUGAAUCGAUGCCACCUACCCCCACGGACGCGUCGUCUGGCUUCGGCUCUGGCUUUGCCAGCGGUAUCGUGUGGCCCAGUCCUCGCCGGUCGACAGCGGAUCGGCCUCGUUCAGGUGCUGCCGCGGCGGGACCGACAACAGCCAGAGUCCGCAUGGGAAAGAGCUCGUCGUUCCAGAACAGCGACGGGCCUUCGGGACUAGGCUUCCCUGUCUACGGGAGCAGCAACCCCCUCGGUGCGGCGGGCCGUCAAGUCUCCGAGUCGCCGUUACGGCUCACGACGACUCUCGAGCCCGAAGACUCGUCUGCGUGCUCGGACAUUUCGGACCCAGCCCCAACACCCUCCGCGAGCGCAAGCACGUCGUCGCACGCGACCGCCCACUCCCUCUCCACUCCACAGCACGGGUCGCCCGAAUUAGGCGAUAGAAUCUCCAUCACAGACCACGACGACGCGGUACACAUAUCGGCGCGUGGUCGGCGGCCAAGCGAUCGCAAGGCCGAGCGACCCAAAUUGCUCCCAAUCAGCCACCCGUUCGUGCUCGAGACGCCGCUAUCACGCGAGCGCACAAUCGCAUCGGACAUGGCGAGGAGCGUGUCCAGCAGCAACGGGGCGAGCGGGAGCGGCACUCCGAUGUCGCGUAGCCAGUCCAAGGGAGAGAAACAUGGCUGGCUCCAUUUCAAGCAUGACCGCAAGGACAUGCCGAAAGACAAGGACAAGGACGUCAAGGAGCACUCGUUCCUCGGCUCGCUGAUGGCUCGUAGAUCGAGCAAGAAGGCCGUGUAG
Molecule: messenger RNA, 2127 nt
Organism: Cutaneotrichosporon cavernicola
Lineage: Eukaryota; Fungi; Basidiomycota; Tremellomycetes; Trichosporonales; Trichosporonaceae
Exons: 6
Coding region: 1-2127 (708 amino acids)
Biological process (GO): protein phosphorylation
Cellular component (GO): cytoplasm
Molecular function (GO): ATP binding; protein serine/threonine kinase activity
Source: RefSeq, a predicted model, not a curated record